This is a messenger RNA of Schistosoma spindalis, 2778 nucleotides long. NCBI's taxonomy places the organism in Eukaryota, Metazoa, Platyhelminthes, Trematoda, Strigeidida, Schistosomatidae. The record is from the annotation of a GenBank genome assembly.
AGUUGAUACAGCACCAAGCUAGCUGAUAUUUGCAUCGGUCGUGUUCUGGUUUACGAUAAUGAUGGGAAUCCUAACAGCUUUGUGCUAAUGCAUAAUAUGCAUUUGUAUACACAUUUUGGCUUACAGAUUUAUAUUUUAUCUCCUGUUGUGUAAUAUGUUCUAUACCUUAAAGUUACUGUGAUGGAUGUAGCUCAACAAAUCACGUACAAUUCAGAUUUAGCGCAAGCUCCUAACCGAGCUGGAUCUAUUGCCUCUGCAGUAUAUAAUGAAGAAAUAUCGGAAGAAGAAAAGGCUUUGGAUGCAGAAAUACUGAAUCUAAAAACUUCAAUUACUGAUGCACAGAAAGCUGUUGCAGAUACAGACUUCUACAAAAUGACGGAGAACGUACCUGAACUUGGUAGAAUCAAGUUCAAAGUACGUAAACAUUUACGAGGUCAUCUAGCUAAGGUGACGUCUAUUCAAUGGGCCUCUGACAACCAGUUAUUGUUGUCUGCUUCUCAAGAUGGAAAAUUAAUCGUUUGGGAUACAUUUUCUGGGAAGAAAAUUCAUAUGAUAGCUUUGAAAACAGCUUGGGUCAUUGGAUGUGCAUUUUCGCCCUCUAUGAACUUUGUGGCUAGUGGUGGAUUAGAUAAUGUCAUAUCUUAUUUCAAUCUAAAGUCUCAGGACGGCACUGCAGAGUUUGUCCGCGAGUUUACUGGUCAUAAUGGUUACAUCGCAUGUGUUCGAUUCAUUGAUGAUCAUCGAUUACUGAGUUGUUCUGGUGAUAAAACUUGUGCACUAUGGGAUAUCGAAAAGUCUAAGAUCACCACAAGUUUUCGCGGCCACUCAAAUGAUGUUAACGCCAUUGCCGUGUCGAAGCAGAUGCCGAAUUUGUUUGUCUCCGCGUCUUCAGACCGCACUUGUCGGUUGUGGGAUCUUCGGUGCGGCGAAGGUAUGCAGUACUUCGAAGGGCACCAGCAAGAUGUUAAUGGCGUCGACUUUUUUCCCGUCAAUUCUUAUGCUUUCGCCUCCUCUUCCGACGAUGGCUCGUGUCAUUUGUGGGAUCUACGAGCUGAUCAAGCUAUUGGCGUCUAUAUUGAUGACUUCAUUAAUUGUGGUAGUAGUAGUGUGGCAAUUUCAAAGUCGGGUCGUUUGUUACUUGCUGGAUACGAUGACUUCAACUGUCACGUGUGGGAUCUAUUACGAGAAGAACGUGUUGGAAUCAUGUCCGCCCACGAAAACCGGGUCUCUUGUGUAACAGUAUCUGAUAGUGGCAUAGGUGUUGCAACUGGGUCAUGGGAUUCUAACUGUCUCAUAUGGACUGCAAAAUAGAAAAACGGCACUUUAAAUUGAUGAAAUAUCCUCCGAAGAUCUGCAUUGUUCACACGAUCAAUCUAUCGUCAGUAUUGCUAAUUGUCUUCCUAUUUCAACGUUUUGAUUGACGUUCAUUCGAGGUAAUUACCUUCGGUCUUUCGGGGUUUUAUCUGAAUUCCUGAAGUCCCCCGCAGACUUGUCGGUGUAAGGCGUUCUUCUAAACACUGUGCUUGGAAUUCCAGUCGACCGACUUUCUCCAUGACGUCCUUACAACGUCUGUUUUAGCAGUAGUGUGUGAAGUAGUUUGUCCAGUUUUCAUUUUCAAUAACUAGAGUUGCGUUAGUAAGUCAAGGAAGUAUCGUAUAAUUAUGGAAAACUUGGUUGAUUUUCGAUAAGUCCAAAGAAGUUAAUUACCUUCUCGAUUAUGGAUUAAAUAAUAUUAUGACUUCAAUUACAAUACGCUGUAAUUAGAUUACCAUGCAUCCAUACUACUUGUAAAUGAUCACCAUCGGGAAUCUGUACGACUAUUAUCUCAUAUCAUAGGAACAAUGAAAUUCGAUUGCAAUAAGCUGUAUUGUGUUAGUGAUGUUCAGCUUGACUACUGUAUCUUUAAUUUCAUCAUCUGUUAGCCAACGUUUCCAAGUUGUUUAAAUGAUGACUUUGUUGCGGGAUUGGUACGUAAACUUUAUAGUCAUCUUCGAAUGGGUCAUACCACUACUUUUCUAGUUUGGGCCUGCCUAUCCCUAUAUGCAUGUUUUUUGUCUGUAACAGCUCAAUUGUUUAUGACAGAAAUAAGUGUAUUCUCUUAUUUGGGUUGUUAACUGUCUGUUCUUGUUAGUACUCCUAAAGAUCGAAAACAAUCAUCUAGUUAGUUUGUUACAUCGUUUGGAGCCUACUGUAAAACAAAGCUUUUCAGUAGCUUUUAUGCUGUAUUCAGUUCAAUCUCAAAGACUGACGCUGAGAAUUAUCCAGUUAUUCAUAUUUUCUUUCGCAUUGUUUCGGAACUAAGUCUUAAAAAGUAGGUAAAGACAGUUCGAUAUGAAAAUAUUAACAACAAAGGUCGUAUUAAAGUGUGAUUGGUGUCGAGGUUGUAAAUUCGAUUUUCUUGUGGCAGCUGGGUAGCAAAUAGUUGCCUAAGGAUCUGUGCAUCUACUAAUAACUUGAUACAUGUAAAAGAGCAUGAACAAAACUUUCUAUGUAAUUACUGUUGCUUAAAAGUAAAUUUUUUAAAGUAAUGAUUAAGUCAUUUAGUCAUCACUUCUUUUUGCUAUUCAGUGGGGAUACGAACAGUAUGGUUACGUUACUUGACUAAAUCAACUGGUUUAGUUUCGUAAGUAUCUUCUUUCGAUUUGUAUUCAUGAUAUAUAUAUAUUGGUGCUAUCACAAUAAUGUCGCUAUGUUCAUAGGUAAAAUAACCUAUCUAGUAAUUACUAAUGAAUACUCAUUUUUUGUGAAUAUCUACAGUUUGUUGGUGGUUAUAACAAU